Molecule: messenger RNA, 1394 nt
Organism: Brassica oleracea var. oleracea
Lineage: Eukaryota; Viridiplantae; Streptophyta; Magnoliopsida; Brassicales; Brassicaceae
Product: PTI1-like tyrosine-protein kinase 1
Exons: 8
Coding region: 187-1287 (366 amino acids)
Biological process (GO): protein phosphorylation
Molecular function (GO): protein tyrosine kinase activity; ATP binding
Source: RefSeq, a predicted model, not a curated record
UUCCUUUCUUUCUCACUCGUCUCCUUCAAGCAAUCCCCUCUCUCUCUCUCUCUCUCUCUCUCUCUCUCUCUCUCUCAUCAACCCAGAGGCGACGAUCGUACGCGACGAGCUCUCAAGAGAGAUUGAGAGGGACAUCGAAAGGGACGCAGAGAGAGAUUAGACUGGAACAUCUCUUAUUGAACAAGUAUGCGCAAGUGGAUCUGUUGUACAUGUCAGAUACAAGACUCCAGUGAAGAGGAACACUUGAAAAGUUAUCAGCAGCAAUCCGAUGCGAAUCACAAGGUUCCAAAACCAGCAGCUGUUGCUAAGCACGAGGCGGAGGUGCAGAAGGAACCUCUUCCUGUAGAGGUUCCUCCCUUGUCUUCAGAUGAAGUCAAGGAAAAGACUGAAAAUUUCGGAUCAAAGGCCCUAAUUGGAGAAGGAUCUUACGGAAGAGUGUAUUACGCGACACUAAACGAUGGUGUAGCGGUUGCUCUGAAGAAACUUGAUGUCUCACCUGAAGCUGAGUCAGAUGCUGAGUUCUUGAGUCAGGUUUCAAUGGUUUCUAGACUCAAGCAUGAGAAUCUCGUUCAACUGCUUGGCUUCUGCGUUGAUGGAAGCCUCCGCGUCCUUGCGUACGAGUUUGCAACAAUGGGAUCGUUGCAUGACAUCUUACACGGUAGGAAGGGAGUUCAAGGAGCACAGCCAGGUCCAACACUAGACUGGACAACGAGGGUGAAAAUCGCGGUCGAGGCAGCUAGGGGUUUGGAGUACCUUCACGAGAAGUCUCAGCCUCCUGUAAUCCAUAGAGAUAUAAGAUCCAGCAACGUUCUUCUUUUCGAAGACUACAAGGCCAAGAUUGCUGAUUUUAACCUCUCGAACCAAGCUCCUGACAACGCUGCUCGUCUUCACUCGACAAGAGUCUUGGGAACUUUUGGCUAUCAUGCUCCAGAAUAUGCAAUGACUGGACAGUUGACUCAGAAGAGUGAUGUGUACAGCUUUGGGGUUGUGCUUCUAGAGCUUCUGACAGGGAGGAAACCGGUUGAUCACACCAUGCCUCGUGGUCAGCAAAGUCUUGUGACUUGGGCAACACCAAGACUUAGUGAAGAUAAAGUCAAACAAUGCAUUGAUCCAAAGCUUAAAGCUGAUUACCCUCCGAAAGCAGUUGCUAAGCUUGCAGCAGUGGCAGCACUGUGUGUGCAAUAUGAAUCUGAGUUUAGACCCAAUAUGAGCAUAGUUGUGAAGGCUCUGCAGCCGCUCCUCAAACUUGCAGCUCCAGCUCCUCCCUCUCCAGCGCCAGAGUCUUGAAACUUUUCUUUUCAUUUGCAAACUAUCAGAUAACUAUGAAAAGAUGAUAUUAAUGCUUCAUUUGAUGGAUGAUUGAUUUUGCACACAGUUUUGUUGUGCUAGAAGAA